Populus euphratica (Euphrates poplar) is the source of this 1665-nucleotide messenger RNA. RefSeq names its product endo-1,4-beta-xylanase 2-like. NCBI's taxonomy places the organism in Eukaryota, Viridiplantae, Streptophyta, Magnoliopsida, Malpighiales, Salicaceae. Gene Ontology annotation, biological process: carbohydrate metabolic process. Bases 1 to 1665 code for a protein of 554 amino acids. Gene Ontology annotation, molecular function: hydrolase activity, hydrolyzing O-glycosyl compounds. The transcript is spliced from 6 exons. The record is from RefSeq and is a predicted model, not a curated record.
AUGCCUUACCCUAUGAUUACUCGAUCAGCCUUGAGGCAAUGUUUGGAAAAUCCUCUCAGACCGCAGUAUAAUGGAGGAAUCAUUGUUAACCCAGAACUAAAUGAUGGACUAAGAGCAUGGUCCACAUUUGGAGAUGCGAAGACAGAACAUAGAGAAUCCAAUGGCAACAAAUACGGUGCGGCUCAUUCCAGGGAUAAUCCAUAUGGGAGCAUGGCACAGAAGCUUUACUUGAAAGAUAGCCACCUCUAUACUUGCUCUGCCUGGGUACAAGUUAGCGAGGGAAAUGUUCAGGUAACAGCCAUUUUCAAGACAGAUUCUGGCUUCAAAAAAGCUGGUUCCGUUUUUGCUGAGCCAAAGUGCUGGUCCAUGCUUAAAGGUGGCCUUACAGUGGAUGCAUCCGGCCCUGCUGAGCUAUAUUUUGAGAGCAACAACACCUCGGUCGAAAUAUGGGUUGAUAGCAUCUCAUUGCAACCGUUCACCGAGAAAGAAUGGAGGUCUCAUCAAGAUCAAAGUAUUGAAAGGACUCGAAAUGAGAAGGUUAGAAUCCAAGCCAUAGACGAACAAGGCAAUCCCCUCUCAAAUGCAACGAUCUCCAUUAAACAAAACAAACUGCGCUUCCCAUUUGGUUGUGCUAUAAACAAGAACAUCCUCUCCAACACUGCCUACCAAGAUUGGUUCACCUCAAGGUUUGGAGUGACAACAUUUGAAGAUGAAAUGAAGUGGUACAGUACCGAAGCUACACGUGGCCAUGUUGACUAUUCAGUUCCUGAUGCCAUGCUGGCUUUUGCCAAGCAACACAAUAUAGCCGUCCGAGGCCACAAUGUGAUUUGGGACAAUCCUAGGUACCAAAAUGGAUGGGUAAAGUCACUCUCACCGAAUGAUUUUCGAACGGCUGUACAAGCAAGGGUAGGGUCAGUUAUGACAAGAUACAGAGGCAGGCUUAUAGCAUGGGACGUUGUUAACGAAAAUAUGCCUUUUUCUUUCGUUGAAAGCAAAUUAGGACAGAAGGCUUCUUCAGUUAUCUACAACUGGGCUGGUAAGACUGAUGGACUCACUACAUUGUUUCUGAACGAGUUUUAUACCAUUGAAAGGAGUGGUGAUGUUGCCGCUUCACCUGCUAAGUACCUUCAAAAGCUCAAAGAAAUCCAGAGUUUUCCUGGGAAUGCCAAUUUGCGCAUGGGGAUUGGACUAGAGUCUCACUUUAACAUUCCAAACCUUCCUUAUAUGAGAGCUUCCCUUGAUACUCUUGCUUCUGCUAACGUUCCCAUUUGGCUCACAGAAUUAGAUGUUCAAGGCAACCCAGCUCAGCAGGGAAUAUACCUGGAGCGAUUUCUAAGGGAGGCAUCAUCUUACCCAAAAAUUGCUGGAAUAGUGAUGUGGUCAGCAUGGAAGCCACAGGGGUGUUACAGCAUGGGUUUGACUGAUAACAAUUUCAAAAACUUGGCUACCGGAGAUGUCGUGGACAAGCUUUUGCAUGAGUGGGGGGGUUCACGUAUGGGCCUGACAGAUGCUAAUGGCUUCUUCGAGGCUUCCCUUUCCCAUGGAGACUACAAUGUGAAGAUUAUCAGCCAUGGUGUGACAGAUAUAUCUUCCUCAACUACUAACCUUAAGGUGGAUCCAACUGUUGGCGGCAGAACAACUUUGAUCCACCAAGUUACUGCUUGA